AUGGCCACCGCCACCGGACCAGACCCCAAGAGCCUCAACGGCAAGCUACCGGGCCGCAAGGUAACUACAGCCAAGUUCUUCGACUAUGUCAAUGAAAAUGUCGACUGGGAGGUGACAGGCCACAGCCGGUUCAGCGGACGCUGGAGCACCAAGAAGGACUACUACGACGCAACCUGGUGGGAUCUCCCCUUUUUCAUUUUCCCCCUUCACAUGGACCCCGGAUACAAGCUGGAGACGGGUGAGAUCAUUGUGGACGCGGAGACGGGCUGGAGCGUGGUCGAGAUGAAGACGGUGGGCGUCCAGACCAGGGGCGGCGCGCCGUACCACCAGCACUACUCGUGGCACUGCCGCUGGGAUACCAAUGGCAAGAUUGUGGAGGCCAAGGCGUUCUUGGAUUUGGAUCAUCUUGAGAAGGUGUUUGGUGGGGAGCAGAAGAGGCAGGGACUGGUUUAA
Messenger RNA from Dichotomopilus funicola, 453 nucleotides. RefSeq lists its product as uncharacterized. The transcript is spliced from 3 exons. The record is from RefSeq and is a predicted model, not a curated record. Lineage: Eukaryota; Fungi; Ascomycota; Sordariomycetes; Sordariales; Chaetomiaceae. The coding region runs from base 1 to 453 and encodes 150 amino acids.